AGGUGAACUGGAUUCAAGGGCGAUUAUGGAAUCUAUUUUUAAUUAAAUGUGCGUCCGUCGCUUCCUCUGAUAAAUUACUUAAAUAAUCGUUUGUAUGCGUAUGAGAAUCGCGAGUAAUUAAUUGCGAAUGCCAAUUACAUAAUUACAAUGAUUUCGGCUGUAUUGAGUAAGAGGUGGAAUCGAUCCAGUUGACAUUAUUGACCUUUGUGUAUGCGGAGCAGAUAAAGAUUAUCCGAGAUUAGUAUUAAACAAAAAUAUUUUGUGAACUCGUCAGUUGUUCCGAAAUGUCCGAUCUGAAAAUAGGAGUGCUGGGCGCCGGUGUCGUGGGCUUGACUACAGCGGUCGAGCUCCAAAAGGAAUUCAGGCAAGCCCAAAUCGAUGUCGUCGCGGAUAAAUUCUACGAGGAUACUACAAGCUUUGUAGCUGCUGGCCUCUUCAGACCGGGAACUAGCUUCUGUGGACCCACCGAAGAUAUAACACGGAAAUGGAUAAGCGAUGCGUACUACUAUUGGGACGAGAUUCGAAAAACUGCGGAAGCUCCGGAUGCUGGUGUGACCCAAAUGUCCGGUUACAUAUUCUCUAGCAAAUUUCCCGGUUUAGUCCGUAACCAUUACAUCGAGAAAAUCGUGCCGAUUUAUCGAUCGGCCACCGAAGAGGAAUUAAGCAUAUGCCCUGGAAACUGGAAGUACGGCUCCUACUUCACUACGCUCCUGACUGAAUGCAGCCGUUACCUACCAUGGGCAACGAAGAGAUUCACUGCAAACGGCGGGAAAAUAACUACAAGAAAAAUCGAGAAUUUUUCUGAAUUCCAAAAUCAAUACGACGUCGUUGUUAACUGUACCGGGCUCGGAUCCAAAUUCUUGUGCAACGACUAUAAAAUUGUUCCCAUGCGGGGUCAAGUCCUAAAGGUCGAGGCAAAAUGGAUAAAGACCUUCUUCUACGGCGACUAUGAUACGUAUAUAAUCCCAGGAUUUGAAUCCGUGACUCUAGGCGGCUGUAGGCAGUACGAUUCCUAUGAUUUGUCUGUUAACAAGUACGACGGCAUGGCUAUCAAAGAAAGAUGUGAGGCUUUACUACCGAGCCUGAAGAACGCCAAACUUGUUGCACAGAGGGUCGGGCUUCGCCCUCACAGGGAUCCCGUGAGAGUCGAGAAAGAAUUGGUCAACUGCAACGGCAGUAAACUUAAGGUCGUGCACAAUUAUGGACACGGAGGUUACGGAGUUACCGUCGCUCCCGGCACUUCGCUAUACGCAGUCAAAUUAGUCAGGGAAAGCUUGUCGGGUAGCAGUAAACUAUAAACAAUAUAUAUACUUUAUUGCGAAAUAAAUAUAAUAAAUAUAAUCUCAAUUUUAAAAAAUAUACGAUAUAUAAGUACAUAAAAAAGUUAAAAAAAAAGAAGAAAAUAAGAAGAAUGUUAAAACACAACCAGAUGUGCUAUCAAUAUAUAAUGUAGGUGCUACAAAUUCUUAAGGCACGACUAAGAGAUUCCUAAUAUAAAAAUACAUUAUUAUAAUUAUUGUUAAUUCAA
This is a messenger RNA of Nicrophorus vespilloides, 1528 nucleotides long. RefSeq names its product D-aspartate oxidase (gene Daao1). The coding region runs from base 285 to 1298 and encodes 337 amino acids. Gene Ontology annotation, molecular function: D-amino-acid oxidase activity; FAD binding. The transcript has 4 exons. The record is from RefSeq and is a predicted model, not a curated record. Lineage: Eukaryota; Metazoa; Arthropoda; Insecta; Coleoptera; Silphidae.